AUGAGUUUCGCAAUCGAGGUGCCAGGCGACGCCGCUCCGCUGUCCUUGGAGGAGCUGUGCCGCACUCUUCACGCGGCUACCACUGCUUCGGAUCACGUCCAGCGACAGGCUGCCGGCCAGCAGCUCACAACUUGGGAGUCACAGCCUGGCUACUAUUCUUCGCUACAGUCGGUGUUUCUAGACAAGUCCCUACCUCUCGAGAUUCGAUUUCUGGCAGUUAUACAGAUCAAGAAUGGUAUCGACAAGUGCUGGAGACUGCAUGCGCACUUGAAGAACGGAAUACCUGCCGAGGAGAAGAGCUUGAUCCGAUCGCGGUUGUUUCAGGGAUCGGUCGAGGAGGAGGAGAAGCACCUUGCUCUACACAAUGCCUUGGUCAUUGCUAAAAUAAUCCGGAUCGACUACCCCGACGACUGGCCCGAUGCGUUGCCCAGCAUCAUCGAUCUUUUACGGUCUACGAAAAACGCCAACCAGUAUCAUCUAUACGGCACACUGCUGGUUCUCCUGCGAGUCAUCAAGGAGAUGGGAAGUGCACGGCUUAGAAAGUCGCAAACAGCACUGCAGUCAGUUACGCCUGAGAUUGUAUACGUCUUGUCCGAGAUAUACUCUGAGAAGUCAUCAAUAUGGAUCAACUUUUUAAGCACCGGACAGGGAAACAGCGACGAAGCCAACUUGGCCAUGAUGAACAGCCUCUCAGCCUUGAAAACUCUCCGUCGCCUCAUCAGUGUCGGCUACGCGCGACCUCACACCGACAACUCAGUAAGCCAGUUCUGGACACUGUCGCAAAACCAGUUUGGUCAGUUUCUUGGCUUUAUCGACUCUGGUGUACCAGAACCAUACCAAGACCUGGUGGGGAAGCAUCUUCUCCAGUUCUCAAAGUUCCACAUCGACCAAGCCGAGCAUUUCGCUGCCAGCUUUGCUUUUCUGCCCAAUUCGCUGUCCCUCGUCAAUGCGUACUGGGACCUCAUUUCGAAAUUUGCUGAAGUUUUUGCUUCGUCUGGCGGUAUUCGCCAGGGCUCCGGCGAUGCGGGAGCCAAGAGCAAGACAGAAGGUCCUCUCAUGGAAAAGCUUGCCUUGAAGGGGCUGCUUCUUCUGCGUGCUUGUGUUAGGAUCGCGUUUUCACCAAUACAAACAUUCAAGUACCGAACGCAAGAGACAAAAGUCGAACAAGAGGAAGCAAAGAGCAUAGUAAGGACGGAGCUUUUCAAAGAUGACUUGGUAAUACAAAUGGUCAAUACCAUCAUCACCCACCUGUUUGUCUUCCGCAGGUCGGAUCUUGAGGCUUGGGAAGAAGAUCCCGAAGAUUGGGAACAGCAGGAGCAGCAUGAGGGUAGUGCAUAUGAAUGGGAAGUUCGGCCAUGCGCUGAGAAGCUGUUCUUGGAUCUGCUUACCAAUUUUAAGGAUCUUCUAGUGCCGCCGCUGCUAUCAUAUUUCCAUAAUGUACAGUCUCCUCAGACGGAUAUUGCUACAAAGGAGGCCGUUUAUACGGCCAUGGGUCUUUCAGCAGCGCACGUGGUCCACCAGCUUGACUUUGACGCAGUGCUGGCAUCGGCCAUUGUGAAUGAUGCCCAGCAACAAGGCGGUCUGUACAAGGUCCUGCGGCGACGUAUUGCCAUCUUGAUCAGUCUAUGGGCCCCAGUCAAGCUAGGGGACACCAGCCGGCCGAUUGUAUAUCAGAUUUUCCAGCAUUUCCUAUCUCCAGCCGACGAGACGAAUGACAUUGUGGUGAGGAUCACAGCGGCAAGGCAGCUCAGAUGGGUGGCCGACGAGAUUGACUUCAACGUCGACGCAUUUCUGCCCUACACUGCAGAUGUUCUCAACAACCUCAUAGACCUUGUACAGAACGUGGACAGCGACGAAACAAAGCUAGCUAUACUUGAGUCCAUCCGAAUCCUGGUGACGCGAAUGGAAGAGCAAGUAAGCCAGUUUGGAGACCAGCUCAUGGCUGCGCUGCCGUCUGUGUGGCAAAGCACAGGAACAGAAGAGUACAUGGUGAAGCAAGCGGUGAUUGCCAUUUUCUCGGCCUUGGUUAUGAGCAUGGGCCCCGAAUUUCAGCGCUAUCAGAAUUACAUGCUUCCCUUACUCGCUGAAGCUGCAAGGCAAGGUUCAGACUUGCAUUACAACCUCAUUGACGAGUCGUUGGAGCUCUUGAAUUCGAUUCUCAUGCAAUGCAAGCCUCCGCUGUCGCAGGAGAUAAUCAAUCUUGCCGAGAUGCUGCUCCCUCUUCUUGAGUAUCAGUCGGAAACAGUGUCACAAGCAUUAUCAGCUAUUGAAUCCUACGUUAUCAUCGCGCCCUCGGCGAUGCUAGAGGACACCCUGCGACGACCGAUGCUGACUGCGCUUAGCGGCACGCUGGAUUCCAAGAGCCGAGAGCAUGUCCGCAUAGGCACAACUUGCAUUGAGUACCUGAUUCGGUCGGCAGCGGAACUCGGAGGCGCGCAGGGAAUAUCAGUUCUAGUUGGAGACAUGCUAGAAAUAGGCUUCAUGAACAAGAUUCUGGUAAAUCUCCACGACGCGUGGGAGGCCCGUCAAACCACAGGGCCCAACAGAAAACAAAGCAAGCUAAACACGAUCACGCAAGGAGACUACUUUGCGAUUCUGGCCAGGAUCAUACUUGCUGAGCCGAACCUGUUUGUGCAAAUGCUGAGCACAUUUGGAAACAUUGGAGACGUGUGGAGCUGGCUGUCCGCGGAAUGGUUCGUAUACCAAUCGAGGAUGGACAACAUCGACCGCCAGAAGCUCUACGUCCUUGCUUUAACCCGUCUGCUCGAACUGAAUUCGCCAAUGCAGGAAUUAGUGUUGAGUAAGCUACAAGACUUUAUGGAUAUGUGGAUCAACGUCAUCAUGGAUCUACAAGACGGCGUGGCUGACGGCACGGAUUGUCUGAUUUGGGAGGCGGAAGUGGAGGAAUUUGAGUAUGAUGCUCCCAGGUUGCUCGUAGAGCGGGAGAGUCAGCAUAAAGAUCCGGUACAUUGCGUGAACGCGCUGCAGUUUGUAAAGGCUAGAUUACAGGACUUGGUUGCGCGCGUCGGAGGCCAAGAGGUUUUCCAUGCGAACUGGGCGGUGAAUGUCGAUAAGGAUGUCAUGGAUGCUUUCCAGAGGCUUAUGGAUGGCACAUUCAUAUCGCAGUGA
Trichoderma atroviride IMI 206040 is the source of this 3129-nucleotide messenger RNA. RefSeq lists its product as uncharacterized. Gene Ontology annotation, biological process: protein import into nucleus. Gene Ontology annotation, cellular component: cytosol; nuclear envelope. NCBI's taxonomy places the organism in Eukaryota, Fungi, Ascomycota, Sordariomycetes, Hypocreales, Hypocreaceae. The record is from RefSeq and is a predicted model, not a curated record. Gene Ontology annotation, molecular function: small GTPase binding.